AUGGAGACGGGAGGAGGAGUCGGGGUCGGAGCCGGCGCCGGAGCAAACUACAAUCCCCGGACGGUGGAGGAAGUCUUCAGGGACUUCAAAGGCCGGCGAGCUGGUUUGAUUAAAGCGCUCACUAAUGAUGUUGAAGACUUCUAUCAUCAGUGCGAUCCUGAGAAGGAAAACCUGUGCUUGUAUGGGUUUCCAAGUGAACAAUGGGAAGUUAAUUUGCCAGCUGAAGAAGUGCCGCCUGAGCUUCCAGAACCUGCCUUGGGUAUUAACUUUGCAAGGGAUGGCAUGCAAGAAAAGGACUGGCUAUCUUUAGUUGCUGUGCACAGCGAUGCAUGGUUGCUUUCUGUUGCAUUCUAUUUUGGAGCCAGAUUUGGAUUUGAUAAAGCUGACAGGAAGAGGCUCUUCAAUAUGAUAAAUGAAUUUCCAACAAUAUUCGAGAUCGUAUCUGGUGCAGUCAAGAAACAAUCCAAGGAGAAGUCAUCUGUCUCAAACCACAGCAGCAACAAAUCGAAGUCGAACUCCAAAGGGCGGGAUUCCCAAGUGAAGUACGCAAGAAUGGCACAGCCCAAGGACGACGAUGAAGGCUUGGACGACGACGAAGAAGACGAGGAGGAGCAUGGAGACACACUGUGCGGUGCCUGCGGAGAGAACUACGCAUCUGACGAGUUCUGGAUCUGCUGUGACAUCUGCGAGAAGUGGUUCCAUGGCAAGUGUGUGAAGAUCACACCAGCGAGGGCCGAGCACAUCAAGCAGUACAAGUGCCCCUCAUGCAGCAACAAAAGAGCUCGCCCUUGA
Molecule: messenger RNA, 792 nt
Organism: Linum trigynum
Lineage: Eukaryota; Viridiplantae; Streptophyta; Magnoliopsida; Malpighiales; Linaceae
Source: the annotation of a GenBank genome assembly